AGGGCGGAAGAGUCGUAAAUUUGGGGAAUUCCUGUGAGGAAGUGACAGACGGAACAGCUUUCUCUCUCUCUCUCUCUCUCUGCCGUGGUGUUUACACACCUUUUCGCUCCAGCACUGUGUGCGCGAGGUUGAGCUAUGCGGGAGGGGGCGUUCUCCUGUGAAAAUGUUUAGUUUCUUUUGGCGCUGACGCUGUUCUCCAGCAAUGGGCAAACAUCUGAGACUGCAUUGAGACAGAGCUAGGGAGAAAUAGAGAGCAAUAAACAGCGCUGAGCGAUUCAGCAGUUAUGGAGUCUUCCAGGGGGAGCAGUUUCUCGAGUAUUUCGUCCAUCCUGGACGUGGUUCCCUAUCAGAAGUUGGUGGAUCUGCAUUAUAUCAGCAAGGGAAGCUAUGGCGUGGUGUUCAGAGCCCAGCACAGCGACUGGAGGAUGACUGUGGCAGUCAAGUGUCUACAGUUCGACUCUCCAAUGGAUGAAGGGGAAAGGAACAGUCUGUUGAAGGAAGCAGAGGUUUUGCACAGAGCCAGAUUUUCCCACAUAAUCCAAAUUUAUGGUAUUUGCAAUGAACCUGAAUUUAUGGGGAUUGUCACGGAAUACAUGAGCAAUGGGUCUUUGGACCAACUGCUUUAUCAGAAAGAUACAUAUCCAACACUUCCUUGGUCACUGAGACUUCGCAUAUUGUAUGAAAUUGCACUGGGAGUGAAUUUCCUUCACAACAUGAACCCACCAUUACUGCAUCAUGAUCUGAAGGCACAAAAUAUUCUGUUGGAUGGUGAAUUUCAUGUAAAGAUUGCAGACUUUGGGAUGUCAAAAUGGCGGCGUUUAACUCUGAGUAAAUCUUCAGGCCUUAAAUCUCCCACAGCAGGAGGAACUGUUAUCUACAUGGCCCCAGAGCAGUAUGAGCCUAACAAAGCAAAGCGUGCAGAUGUAAAACAUGACAUGUACAGCUAUUCAAUAAUAAUGUGGGAAGUCCUUUCAAGAAAACAGCCAUUUGAAGAUGCUACAAACCCAGUGCAGGUCAUGUUUAGCGUGCUGCAGGGUUCCCGACCUGAUACCAGUGAGGCGAGCUUACCAUUGGACAUCCCCAACCGGGAAACACUACUUCGGCUAAUGACUAGCGGCUGGUCUCAAAACCCCAAUGAACGGCCUUCCUUUAUUAAAUGUCUCAUGGAAUUGGAACCAGUGGUUCGAGCAUUUAAUGAACUGACUGUACUUGAAGAUGUUUUAUACCUUAAAAGAGUAAAAGUGAAUUGUAAUUCAAACAUUUUUCCACCAUCUUAUGAAAAAGUCAACGGAGACUUGAAGUCCCUUAAUAUACCAGUACAGGCUAUGAAUCUGAAGCCACAUUCCUUAUCCUCGCAUCAGGAAGAUAUCUCCUUUCAGCAGUCAGCGGGAGUUCUCCAUCAGUUUCCUACAGCUCCCUCACUUCCUUCAUACAACAUAAUGCCUUCAGUAUCAGAAAACAGUGAUAUCAGAAGCACAGAUGAAAAUGUUCUGUCCAGUUUAAAAUGUCAAGAUGAAGAAUUGUUCACACCAUCUUUAGUCACACCCAGUGAAGAAGACAAUUUGCCUCAGACUAUGAUAUGCCAACCAGAUGACACAUUUAUACCUAAAAAGGCAUUUUCUGAAAGUGAACCGGAGAGCGGACAAGGUUUGAUAAUGUUCCAACCUUCCACGAGUUUCAUCACAGAGAAUGUGUCUCACGGUGUGGCUCACCAUUGGAUUCAAAGCAAAAGGGAGGAUAUUAUCAAUCAGAUGACAGAAGCAUGUCUGAAUCAAGCCCUGGAUGCCCUGAUUUCCCGUGACUUAGUAAUGAAAGAGGAUUAUGAGCUCAUCAGCACCAAACCCACAAGAACAGCAAAAGUCCGACAACUCCUGGACACUAGUGACAACCAGGGAGAAGACUUUUCCAGAGUUAUUGUUCAGAAGUUAAAAGACAAUAAACAGAUGGGACUUCAACCUUAUCCAGAACUGUCUACAAUAUCCAGUCCAUCCUCCUUCUUGAGCCUGAUGUCAACUCAACUCAAAAUCAAAUGACUAUGAUUCAGUCGAAGCCGAAUGCUGCCCAUCCUGGAAAAGCUGAAAUAAAGAGAAUGCUGGAAAUGCUCAGCAGAUGAGAUGGGAUCUAUGGAUACAGUUAAUGUUUUCAGGUCAAUGACGUCUGCUGAGUAUUCUGAGACUGUUAUUCGGGUGUUUUUCCCUCAAAUCUUUUGUUGUCUUGGGUCAUUUAAGAAAUGUCAUGGGGGAUUUAAUGUCAAUUGUCUCUAUACUGUACUGAAGGCUGGACGCAUUGAAUGUUUUAGAAGUUGGUGUGCUUUUCCUUCAACCCAGGAACUGUGAAUUUUAUCACAGCAUCCAUGUAGUCAGGUGACUGCUCCACACUGUUGUCAAUGUUUAUGGUUGUCUAGACUUCCUUUUGUGAAUGCUGAUGUACCUUUACCAAACUGUUACAUUGAAUAAUGUAGAAUGUCUCACCUCGAAGGGAAUAGAGGCUUUUAUUGUUUGUGUUUCCUCACUAAACUCCAUUGAUUGCCUAAUGUGAGAUGACCCACAUCCUUGUUGAAUGAAUAUUAUCUUUACACAAUAAUCAGAAAUACAUUUUAGAAGGACUAAAAUUGAAACAUGUUGCUUUCUACCAGUUGCUAAGAGCGAGAUCCUUAUUAUCUUUUGCACAAAAACUAUAGAUAUGGGUUAAUUUGGAGAGCACACUCAUGGCUUGAGGGGAAAAAUUGCCUUUAAAUGGAAUGGGGACAUUUAAAAUAGUGGUUUUCAAAAGGCUUUCAGGAACACUUAAUUGUCAACUCAAUCCUUUAAAAAGAUUUGUUAAGACUAAAGGCGAGUCAAAAGGGGAACAGACAAAACUGAAGAUAGAAGAAAACAAGAUGGAAGGGGAGUUUGCAGAUGAGAGGUCUUGUUGGGCACUCAAACUCUGACUUGCUUCCUGAAGUGGCAGUCGUAGUGUAGGAUAGUCCUGCUUGUCACCUCAUGGUGCCAUUCGCAUCAGCAUGGUAAAAUGCCCUUCAAGAGCUUGAACUUAUUCCAGUGUUUACUCCUGAAUUUAAUGGCGCAACUCUGCAUUUGGCAUUCUGAUCUUGCUCCUGUGAAGAUAUGUCCCUGUGGUUGUUAGAGACAGCACAAAUAGUUGGUAAUGCCUUGGCAGGUAUGACCAGUCAUGCCAGACUGCCUGUUCAUAAGACUGGCAGCACCGUUAAAAACAUGGCAUCCUGUGAGUGGAUUAUGUCAUACCAUUAGACUACUUUGUAAGAACGAUCUCUGAUAAAGACCCACUGAUCAAUCUCACAAGCGAACUACACUCAUAGCAUUUUUGCCACAACAGAGAGGCUGUCGAUUAUGGUGAAAAUGGCGGAUGGGCUAGAGAAUUCCAGUACUGCCCAUCUUCAUCGUCAUAGCUCCCAGUGGAGUUAGCCAUUUCAAUCAGCAGCUGGCUCCACUCAAGUCAGCUUUUGGAGCCCAGGAAUGUGAAGCAUGAAGUAUGCAGUGUAGAUCUAGAAGAACGAUCCUCGUGCAUUUCUUUGGGUAGCCAGGAUGCCCCUUUGUGGAAGUAAGGUACCUGUACUGAUAUGGUCCCUGGACAGUUUUGGGAAGGUAACACAGUUUUCGGUUACCCUAUGUAAUCGACAAAAACACGCCUUAAAUGUGUAUGAAAUGCACUAACUUGGGAACUGUCAGACUGAUUGGAAAUGUCAGAAAACUUGUCAAAAUGAUCAGUCAAAAUUCUUAAGGCAUACAUUGGAAGUGUCGGGAGGACCUGUCAGAAACAACUGUCAAAGGGAGCUGUCAAGCAUUUAAAAGACCCCUUUUUAUACAUUUGAAGAAAAGUCUGGACUGGUUUUAAAAAAAAACUCAUUGUUCUGUUUGACAUCGUCUGUUGCCAUACACCUGAGAGCUUUCGUUACUGAAUUAACUUGCACAAUUGAUUUAACAACCAUUGCUUAUCGCACUGCCAAGUGUUAUUUCACAGUUUGACCACUACAAGCAGCUCCAGAUGCUUUGAAAAGGCACUAUGAAUUCCAAAGCCUGUUUAAAGGAUAGAGCUGUUGAGUGCAACUGUCCGGCAUUUUAUCAAUGAAGAAAGGUAAAUGUAGCAACUUUUUUUUUAGGAUUUUCAGUACAGUCUAAAGUUUGUAAUAAGUACUUAAAAUGAGGUUCAAAGAACAAAGAAAAUUACAGCACAGGAACAGGCCGUUUGGCCCUCCAAGCCUGCGCCAAUCAAGAUCCUCUGACUAACCUGCCAUCUAUUUUCUAAGGGUCUGUGUCCAUUUGCUCCCCGCCCAUCCAUGUACCUGUCCAGAUACAUCUUAAAAGACACUAUCGUGCCUGUGUCUACCACCUCCGCUGGCAACACGUUCCAGGCACCCACCACCCUCAGCGUAAAGAACUUUCCACGCAUAUCUCCCUUAAACUUCCUUCCUUUCACUUUGAACACAUGACCCCAAGUAAUUGAGUCCCCCACUCUGGGGGGAAAAAGCUUCUUGCUGUCCACCUCAAUCAGGUCCCCCCUCAAUCUGCGUCUUUCUAAUGAAAAUAAUCCUUAUCUCCUCAACCGUUCUUCAUAGCUGGCACCCUCUAUAAGAUAAUUAUUUGUCUCAUCUGUAUAUGAAUCCUGAGCUCUGCCCUUGAUGACUCAAGGGUAAGUUGAUGCAGGUAUUUGAUCAAAGAUUAAUGGGUGAGACACAUGUUGCCAAGUGUUGGCAGUAAAUGUUAUAGAGGGCAUAAUGGAUGCGUCCGGGAAGUUGGUUGACAUGAAGGCUAUAAGAGAUUACAGAGUGGGUACAAGGUCAUAGGUUGACGUGAAGGGUUAUGGAGGUGAGUAGGGGGGCAUUGAUUGGCAUGGAGCGCCUGAGUGCCCAGAUGUGGUUACAGGACAUGAAGUGGAACAGGUGAGCAUGGUGCAAGAGGAGCUACAACAGGGUUAGAGUUAGAGGGACAUUUAUAAUGUUUCACAAUGUUUAGAUUUUGCACAGCGGUGUAGCCCAGGAAUGGAUGUUCUGUGCAGUCUUACUCUGCACCUGACACCUCUUCAGUACUGUAACUGGACUGUAGUUCUGUAAGAGGCAAAGAUUCCCCCUGACUGUUUGACCUAGUGGACUUCAGACAAUCAAUGGCCCUCUCCAGCUAUUUGAAUCCUCAAACAGAGUAAUCAGUCAGAUUUGGAGACUGGUAUUCAUGUAUCGAUUUGUGGCUUGGCAAUGCACCUGAAACAAAAGCAACUAAUUUAUUUCAUUAGAACAAACAACAUUAAUUAACAAAACACAGAAAGAAUGGCUGUAAAUCAGAAACAAAAACAGAAAUUGCUGGAAAAGCUCAGCAGGCCUGGCAGCAUAUGUGGGGCGAAAUCAGUUAACGUUUUGGGUCAAGUGACCCUUCCUCAUUCUGACCCGAAGGUCACUCGACCUGAAAUAUUAAUUCUGAUUUCUCUCCACAGAUGCUGGCAGACCUGCUGAGCUUUCCCAGCCAUUUCUAUUUUUUGUUCAACAUUCAUUAAUUUUGGCUAUAGACAAUCCCAGGCAAUAGCAGAAGUGUUUCUCAUUGAAUAUAACAACACUGGCAGGUUGACACUUUGAAUCAACCUUUGUAUUUAUGAAGGACAUUUCGUUUAGCUCAAGCAGAACUGAUAUUUUGAUUCCAUGUAUAAUUCUGUUUAAGUUUCCUUCAUCCCGGACCUAGUGAUGUGAAUGGAGCUGAAAGAGAACAGAGAAAGAGUAUGUUUUGUCACGGGACCCAAUAUUAUGCUAUUCAGGCAGUAAUAUACCUUAGUGGUGACUUGGAUCCAUGGUGCCAGAUCCCAAGAUCUCUGCCCAAAUUAAUGGCUUGUCAGAGAAAGAAGUUGCUUGCAGAAAAAGAAGUUGCUUGCAGAAGUGGCUGAGUAUAAUAGAAUAAACCAUCUCUUCGAUAACUCGGUAUCCAUCUGUUGACCCUCCUUUUCUCCGAGCUCCUCAAAAGGGAAUUCCAAUCAGAGACGGCAAUAUUAAUUGUGCUGGAAACAGAAAAAAAAACUUUGAACACAUGUGAAUGAGACCUUGAAUAGCCUCCCUUGACUUUCUAAGUUGAAAAAAUGUGUAGUCUUGUGGUGAGGAGAGGGUAUCUGGGAUUUGAUUAGUAAAACAGAAACUCAGUAGACUGUAAGUACAAAUUUGGCUAUGUUUAAGUAUCUUCCUCUAUUCUGUUUCCUUUUAGAGGUUGAACAGCUUCAUGAUUGACACUGGACUUAUCCCUUAAUUAAAUCCUGAAGUGUUUGCAUUGCGGUGUGAUCUUUUUUCAAUAUUUUUCUAUAGUGAUGAGAGCUGCUAAUCCCUUCAUGAGCCUGAAAGAGAUUUGUAGUUUGCACUGUUAAAAUGUAAUCUAUUAAGCAUUUUUAUUUAUUAAUUUAGAUAAGUACUUAAAGGGUGAUGCUUUAAGAGAAUUAUAACUUGAUAUGCUACAGUGUUUUUAUUAAAAGAAGGAUUUAGGGUGAAGUUCUUUGCUGUAAGUGGGAUAGAUUUCUUGCCACUAAGCUAUGUAUUUCUUAACAUACUGGUUUUUUUCACUGUUCCUAUCACCAAAGCUUCUGUUGUAAUCUCUUCAGUUGCUCUAAUCUGGGAACAAUUCAACCAAGCUAAAACAAAUAAUGAUUACAAAGCUGUAUUGAUACUCUGGAUUUUUACAUUACAGACUAUGUUAACUAUCCACUGAGCGAGUGCCAGUUUUGUAUGUAAUGUAAAAUCUGUAAAGUGAUUUGAAUGCACUUUUUGUCAUAGAAAUUGUUUUAUGAUUUUAUGAAAGAUGUUCUUUUACAGCUUUAGAAUUUGGUUUAAAAACCUGCAAGACGUUUUAUUUCAAACUUGCCCACAUCUUGGUUCUACUGAUUCAUAUAAACCGAGAACAUGAAUUCCAUAAAUUGUUUG
Messenger RNA from Stegostoma tigrinum, 6901 nucleotides. RefSeq names its product receptor-interacting serine-threonine kinase 2 (gene ripk2). NCBI's taxonomy places the organism in Eukaryota, Metazoa, Chordata, Chondrichthyes, Orectolobiformes, Stegostomatidae. Gene Ontology annotation, molecular function: ATP binding; JUN kinase kinase kinase activity. Gene Ontology annotation, biological process: regulation of apoptotic process; innate immune response; positive regulation of canonical NF-kappaB signal transduction. The record is from RefSeq and is a predicted model, not a curated record. The coding region runs from base 285 to 2033 and encodes 582 amino acids. The transcript is spliced from 11 exons.